AUCAUCAUAUUGUCCUUCAAUAGUUUUGAUAUAGAAUACGACAUGGACUGUAAUUAUGACUUUCUGCAAAUCAAUGAUGGUCCGUCUGAAUCAUCUCCUCUCAUUGGACGAUUUUGUGGUACCCAGUCACCCAUUGAUGGCAGGCGAUUCAGCAGCACGGAUAACCAGCUAUAUUUCUUGUUCUCUAGUGACGUUUCUGUGGUUAAAGAGGGGAUCGAGAUGUCCUGGACGGCUUCAGCUUGUGGAGGUCGCCUAAAUGGGCUUUCUGGGUCAUUUCGCUACCCUCUAGAAAGUGACACAAAUUACACAAAUGACGCCAGCUGUGCCUGGGUCAUCACAGUUCCAAUAGAUGAGAUCAUGAUGCUGUCCUUCACGCGUUUUGAUAUAGAAGACGGUGGUCCCAAUUGCACUUUAAGUGAUUUUCUUCAAAUCAACGAUGGGCCAUCUGCAUCAUCACCACUCAUUGGAAGGUUUUGUGAGAGCCAUCCACCAGUGAAUAUCACCAGCACCAAUAAUCAGCUUUAUUUGUGGUUCAGCUCUGAUUCAACUAAUGUUAGAGGGGGAUUCGAGGUGACUUAUUCAGUUAGAGAUGUCUCGGGAUGUGGCACUAGUCGAGUUGGAGACAGUGGGUCAUAUCGAUUCCCAGCAUUUGGCACUACCUAUCAAAAUGAUUUAAAAUGUGAAUGGACUAUCACUGUCCCUGCAGGCAAGACCAUCGUUUUGUCUUUCGGUAGUUUCAACAUAGAAGGCAUGGAACCAUAUUGUUUUGACUCUCUGCAAAUUAAUGAUGGUCCGUCUGAAUCAUC
Messenger RNA from Owenia fusiformis, 806 nucleotides. NCBI's taxonomy places the organism in Eukaryota, Metazoa, Annelida, Polychaeta, Sabellida, Oweniidae. The record is from the annotation of a GenBank genome assembly.